AUGGCCUCCUACAAAAAACGGCACCCUUCGCUGUAUUUGCUCAAAACAAACUCAAGCGUUCAGUUCAUGCCAUCUCAGGAUUUCGAACUGCAACCCCAAAGCGAAGGGUCCCAGACGGCUGGCGAGUUAGCGCCGGACGUAGAGCGCAUGCCCAACUCGCCGUCUCUUAGCUUCAAAUUCCAUUCCAAGCGAUUAAUAGUGCUACCGUUGGCAAUAGUUCUGUCAUGGUUGAUUGUGGGACUCUCCGUAUGGCAAUUUCAAAGUGGUCGGGUUUCCUUUUCCAAGCCAACAGAGCCGGACCGUGAGCUUGCGCCAAAUAGAACCUUUAGCAUGUCCAAUAUCCUUGACGGCGACUUCUCAUACUAUGAUGUGCCGUUCUCCUUCAUCUCUCAAGGGGGCCUUUAUCAAAUUCAAGAUACCGAUCCGGGUCUGUAUUUGACCGUGGACGACAGUAAUGGAACUCCGAAGUAUGUUGCUCGCCAACUCGUCGAUAGACGGUUUUACGAGGAUUUGGGAGGCAUGGAAUUCAAAUACCGCAAGCAAGAGUUUAAAGUUUCCAAACUUGAGGUGUCACACAGGCUAGAUUUUGCAAUCAUUACAUCGGAUCGGGAAAAAGAGUAUAGACACUCUUCCCAGGCUUAUUACUGGCUGAAAGAUAUUAAAAAAAGCAUAAUAACACCAAUAAAGCCUUUUGCAGACGAUGAUGACCUUUACAAACUGUCAUAUGCACGGUUUUCACCGUCUCGGAACUUCCUCUAUUUUGUUUACAACCAUAACCUUUACAUUCGAAAUGUGUUCAGCAAAAAUGCAAUGCAGAUAUCAUUCGAUGGAUCCGAGCAUAUUUCGAACGGUAAACCGGACUGGGUUUACGAGGAAGAAGUUCUUGCAACUGAUCAGGCAGUUUGGUGGGCACACGACGACUCGAAAUUAGUCUGGGCCCGCUUCGAUGAUUCCAAGGUCCAAGAAGAAACACUGCCUAUCUACAUUAACGAUAAGUCGUACGAUGACUUUGAAAAAAUAUCCUAUCCGAAACCUGGAACGCCUAAUCCUGAAUUUUCACUCUUUUCCUACAAUGUGAUGACAGGCGCAUUACACGUAAUUCCACAAGCAGAAGAAAAUGAUCGAAUCUUAUACCAUGCACAAUGGCUGGGCUCCAACUAUUUCAUGUUCAAGGACUCAGACCGUGCUUCACAAAUCAUGGACGUCAAAAUUCUAGAUAUGGCCACAUUUUUUGUCUCGACGGUACGAACGAUAGACGCUACUUCUUAUUCAGGGUGGAUUGAGAAAAGCCGUGAUGUGAAAGUAAUUCCUGCCAAGGAUUCUACGGAAAGGAAAGAACUAGGCUAUGUUGACGUUCAAGUCGAUGACAAAGGAUUUUCCCACCUUUUUUACUUCCCAACCGUCUUUUCUCAGUCCGGCCAUCAGCUUACUUCAGGGCCUUGGGAGGUAACCGGCAAGGGGAUUAUAGGCUACGACUAUGGAACGGAUGCAAUAUUAUUCCUUUGUAAUUCACAGAACAGAUUUUCUCAGCAUCUCUUUCUUGUGCCGAUAAGCACAAACCCUGAUGGUAAUAUACAGACCUUGCAAGAUCCCAAAGAAAAGGACUCUUUUUAUGAUUUUGAAGUUAGCUUGAGCUGCAGGUUCGGAGUCAAGCGAUAUCUUGGCCCGAAAGAGCCCAUGUCAGAUGCAGGAGACCUCACCUCUCUACUCCAAAAUGAUCAGUCAAGGGCAAUAACUCAAUUGACGAGGAAUACAAAAAUGCUUGAUGACUUGGAAAGAUAUGAUCUACCAUUUGCAAGUCAGAAAAGCUUAACUUUAGAUGAUGGCGUUGAAAUUGAUUAUAUCGAAACUUUACCUUUCAACAUGGCCUCUAAAUCGAAGCAUCCUCUUUUAGUUCACGUCUAUGGUGGUCCUGGCUCUCAAACUGUGGAUUCAAAGUUCGCUAUGUCUCUUGAAGAAAGUUUAGCUUCGAGUGAGGGAGCUGUGAUUUUGAAAAUAGAGCCAAGGGGUACGGGAGGUCGUGGUUGGAAUUAUAGAAGCUUUGCUAAGGGCCAACUAGGAUACUGGGAACCCAGAGAUGUUAUCGCUACUGUAAAAGAGUACAUCAAGCUUCAUGCGGAAUAUGUUGACACAGAGCGUGUUGCUAUCUGGGGGUGGUCCUACGGUGGGUUUGUUACUUUAAAGACACUUGAAUUGGAUGGCGGCGACGUUUUCAAGUACGGUGUCGCGGUUGCCCCUGUCACUGAUUGGAGAUAUUAUAAUUCAAUUUACACUGAAAGAUACAUGGGGUUGUACGAGAGUAAUGAAGAUAGCUACCUGGAAAAUGCAGUCGUCGAAAACGUCUCGAGAUUCUCAACAGUCAACAGAUUUUUGUUGAUGCAUGGUAGUGCAGAUGAUAACGUCCAUCUCAAGAACAUGAUGCGGCUGCUGGACAAGCUGAAUCUCAACAACGUGAAAAAUUAUGAUAUGAACAUUUUUCCAGAUUCUGAGCACUCGAUCGUAUUCCACAACGCUGGAAAAUUGAUAUACGAGAAGAUUUAUUACUGGUUGAAAAACGCAUUCGAGGGAAAUUUCGAUCACUUAGAGUGA
Molecule: messenger RNA, 2589 nt
Organism: Lachancea nothofagi CBS 11611
Lineage: Eukaryota; Fungi; Ascomycota; Saccharomycetes; Saccharomycetales; Saccharomycetaceae
Source: the annotation of a GenBank genome assembly